AUGACCUCGUUCCUUGUGCACUCGUCCGUAUCGUGCGUGUGUCUCCUGGCGUGCGUGUUGUUGUGUCAUGCCCAUGCGGCCUCGCCCGACACCCACACGGGUUGGCACCCGCCCCGCCUCUCAUCCGCAUACUAUCGUGACGGUGACCUUGCACCAGUCUGCGACAGAAGGCGCCUCUCGAAAAUAGCGCGCAUUGGCAGUGGAGCGGGACGAUCCAGCGUCGCCGCGUCGCCUCCCCCAUUCGCGCGUCGUGACCCCCUCGCGCUGCCAUCCCUCGACGCGUCCAGCGGGUCCCCUGCCACCGGCGCCACCUCGGCAUGGCGGCAGCGCGUGCGGCGGUCCUCCCCGCGCGAGCAGCCGUCGCCCGCUUGCGAAUCAAACCUCUCUGCGCCUAUCAACCCCGCCCGCUCCUCCCAGGCCCUAUUGUCCAAAGCAUCUCCGCACGGCGCGCUCGCCCUCCCCCCUCAAGGGCACGGGUGGGGGGCGCAGCGCGGCGAGCUCGCUCGUGGGGAGCGCGCGCAGAUUCGGCAGAAGGCGGGGGAAGGGCGACGGCGGCUGGCGGGGUUGUGGCGGGGGAAGGUGUGGAGGAGGCCGAGGCGGAAGGCGUGGGAGCGACGGCUGAAGCAGCAGAAGCCGUGGGUGCGCGAUGCGAGGCGGUACCUGCACAGCGGGGACAGCACGGGCAGCAGCACCCUCAGCGCGGCGCUGGCGUAUGAGAACCUGACACGUGUGAACAUGAACCCCUUCGACAAGCUGCACCCCCGGCAGGGACGGCGCGAGGUGCUGCUGGGGUGCCGGGGGGCGCCAUGCCCCACGAUGAAGCAGUGCGAGGGGCUCGGGGAGCAGUGGGGAGCAUCACAGGUGCACGCGUGCUACGACCCUGGUGUGGGCGAGGAGACAGCGCACGCGGUGGAGGCGCCGGUGAACUGCCCACGGAUCAGGGCGCGUGGUGAGCAGGUGCGCUUCGACCCCGCGUGCUCGCACGCGGUGGACGACGCGGCGGUGUGGCCGUGGGCGAGCCAGGUGUUCGAGCUGGAGAACGUCUGGGUCAACGCGCGCGGCCAGGCGUUCAACCAGCACCUCUACUUUGACCGAGGCGGCUGCGGCAGUGACCACCAGUUUGUGCACGCAGCGGGCACGGUGGUGGAGGAGUACGAGGCAGUGGUGAACCUGGCGCACUGGAACACGUGGCAGUUCUACCACGGCCUCGUCGAGCUGCUGCCGCUCUUCCUCGCGCUGCGCGCCCUGCACCCCCACAUCCAAGGCGUGCCAGUCGCCCUGCAGCUAUUGCAGGUGGAGUUCAUGGAGGCGGUGGGGUCGUUUGUGCUGGGGCUCGACUCCAUUGACCUCAACGCGCGUGUAAUUCCCAACCACCAACUCUUCUUCGCCCGCCGCCUCUACCAGCCCCUCUACACAUGGUGCGGCCACCCCUCGCCCUCUCUCUGGCACCGCCUGCGCCACAACCACCUCCUGCCUCCCAAUGGCCUCCCCAUGAUGCGCCCUGAUUGGUCCUUGGUGCGCCGUCCAGCGUCCACCCUCACACAGCCGGCUGUCUCGUACCCCCUAUCUCCCCCGGGCGACUGGGUGGUGGUGGUGGCGAGGCGCAUGGGCACGCGCUCGCUGGAAGGCUUUGAGGAGCUGGUGCAGGGGGUGAGGGGCGUGGUGGAGGGCGCGCGGGGGGCACAGGACGGCAGUGCAGUGGGCCGAGUGGUGGUGUUCGAUGGGUCUCUGGACAUCAGUGCCGCGCACCGCCUCUUCCGGCGCGCGCUGCUGUUGAUAGGGGUGCACGGGGCAGCGCUCACCAACCUCAUCUUCAUGCCGCGCAACGCCACUCUGCUGGAGCUGCGGCCCAGAGGCAUGGCGAAUGCGUGCUACCACCACCUGAGCAGUGUGUGCAGCGUGCACUACUACCUGCUGCUGUGCGAUGGCGGCAAGGACACCCCUGUCACGUGCCACAUGGAUCACCUCAUGGCUGCUCUUGAGGAGGCCUGGAGGGCCGUGGAGGAGACAUUCGGCCUGUGA
Closterium sp. NIES-65 is the source of this 2022-nucleotide messenger RNA. NCBI's taxonomy places the organism in Eukaryota, Viridiplantae, Streptophyta, Zygnematophyceae, Desmidiales, Closteriaceae. The record is from the annotation of a GenBank genome assembly.